Pararge aegeria (speckled wood butterfly) is the source of this 4852-nucleotide messenger RNA. RefSeq names its product dual oxidase (gene Duox). NCBI's taxonomy places the organism in Eukaryota, Metazoa, Arthropoda, Insecta, Lepidoptera, Nymphalidae. The transcript is spliced from 29 exons. Gene Ontology annotation, cellular component: NADPH oxidase complex; plasma membrane. Gene Ontology annotation, biological process: response to oxidative stress; superoxide anion generation; defense response. The coding region runs from base 249 to 4742 and encodes 1497 amino acids. The record is from RefSeq and is a predicted model, not a curated record. Gene Ontology annotation, molecular function: peroxidase activity; superoxide-generating NAD(P)H oxidase activity; heme binding.
CGUCGGAGAAACCGCACGGAGUCGAACAUCAACCGCGCGCGAGUCGACCGCCUUCGACGACGACUCGACCUUACUUAACAUUAACCUAAACACCACAACUUCCGUGUUCGCUUUCGCUCCGUAAACAAUCCGCGCGUACCUACGGUUCGUGUUUCAAAAACAUCUAAAGCCAUCGACGAAGACACCAGAAUAUAUCGCUGGAAAUUUUGAGAUGUUCAGCCGAAAUUAAGAGAGUUUAAUCGUGCAAGAUGGCCGCAUGGAAUAAUCCGCCCAAAUUAGGGCUCAUAUUCUGUAUGCUGGCGUGCAUCUCGACCUGCUUCAGUGACCCAGAGGUGUACUAUGAGAAGCAACGCUACGAUGGCUGGUUCAACAACAGAGCUUAUCCUGAGUGGGGCUCAGUGGGAAGUCGACUCACAAGGAAGACUCCAGCAUCGUAUGCAGAUGGUGUAUACAUGAUGGCGGGGGUAGACCGGCCUGGUGCCAGGACUCUAUCAAAACUUUUUAUGAGAGGACAGGAUGGCCUUCCUUCACUGGCGAAUAGGACUGCCUUACUUGCUUUCUUCGGUCAGGUUGUGACCGGUGAAAUUGUGAUGGCAUCUGAGUCAGGCUGUCCCAUCGAGCAACAUCGGAUUCCGGUUGACCAAUGUGACCACAUGUACGACCCGGAAUGCCGUGGAGCUAUGUACAUGCCGUUCCACAGAGCUGCUUACGACAGAUCAACUGGACAAAGUCCUAACAGUCCACGAGAACAGAUAAACCAAAUAACAUCGUGGAUUGACGGCAGCUUCGUGUACAGCACAAGCGAGGCGUGGGUGAAUGCAAUGAGGUCAUUUCAGAAUGGAAGCUUGGCAAGUGAGGGAGGGCUGCCUAUGCGCAACACUAAACGUGUACCGCUGUUCAAUAAUCCUGUCCCUCAUUAUAUGAGAAUGCUUAGUCCAGAACGACUCUUCCUGUUGGGAGACCCGCGAACCAACCAGAACCCAGCGAUGGUAACUUUCGGUAUCUUAUUGAUGCGUUGGCACAAUGUGGUGGCAGCGCGUAUUCAUCGACAGCACCCAGACUGGAGUGAUGAACAGUUGUUCCAGAGAGCACGUCGAAUUGUCGUCGCUAGUUUACAGAAUAUUAUCCUUUACGAAUACGUGCCAGCGUUUCUUGGGGUCCCCAUCCCGCCAUACGGAGGUUAUCGUGCAGAAGUGGCACCCGGUAUAACACACGCCUUCGCAGUAGCCGCGUUUCGCUUCGGGCACACAUUGGUACCGCCAGCCAUGCUAUUGAGAGACAGAAACUGCAGAUACGGUAGAGCACCCGGUGGGCAUGACGCAAUAAGAUUAUGCCAAACAUGGUGGGAUGGCAAUGAUGUUAUGUCACAAGUGCCUAUAGAAGAAGUGCUUAUGGGAAUGGCAUCUCAACUUUCGGAACGGGAGGAUGCACUGCUUUGCUCAGACGUUAGAGACAACCUUUUCGGGCCCAUGGAGUUCUCGAGGCGUGAUCUCGGUGCUCUAAAUAUCAUGCGUGGUAGAGAUAACGGCUUACCUGAUUAUAACACGGCCAGAGAAUACUUUGGCUUAUCAAAAAUCAAAACAUUUAACGAAAUCAAUCCAGAAUUAUUUGAAAAUAAUCCUGAUCUACUACAAAAUCUCAUUCAAAUUUACGAAGGCAGACUUGACAAUAUCGAUGUUUAUAUUGGUGGAAUGCUCGAGUCAUCUGGACAUCCCGGGGAAUUGUUUAGAGCAAUCAUUAUGGAUCAAUUCAUAAGAAUACGUGACGCUGAUAGAUUUUGGUUUGAAAAUGAAGGAAAUGAAGUUUUUACACGUCAGGAAAUUGAGGAACUUCGGCGUAUCAGAUUGUGGGAUAUUAUAGUGAACAGCACAGCAGUGGGACCUAGUGACAUACAACGAGACGUUUUCCACUGGAGUGAAGGAGAUCCCUGUAGGCAGCCUUAUCAGCUCAACGCGUCUAAACUUCCACCUUGUAAAUAUUUGAAAGGAUACGACUAUUUUGAGGGUAACGAGUUUGCGUACAUCUAUACUUGUUUAAUUCUUGCAUUUGUACCAAUAUUAUGCGCGGGCGCAGGUUAUGGUGUUGUAAAACUGCAAAACAGUCGGCGACGCCGCCUCAAGAUACAACAGGAGCAUUUGAAAAAUGCUGAACAAAAAGGUUCAGUGGAUAAAAUGGUGUGCCGUGAAUGGGUACAUGCUUCACAUAAAAGGCUGGUGAAGCUCCGUCUUGGCCCAGAAUCUGCUAUCCACGUAACCGACCGCAAAGGGGAUAAGUUACGCACAGUACCUUUAGAGCAUACUGAUCAACUUACUGUUUUGGAAAGUCAGGAAGGACGGACUAACAAACGGCCACUCGUUCUUAUAAGAGUACAACGUGAACAUGAUCUCGUUUUAGAGAUGGACUCAGUUUCAUCGCGACGCAAGCUACUCGUCAAACUAGAUACAUUUCUUGCACAACAUAAAAAGGCUCUGAAUCUUACCCAAGGUCACCGAGAUCAAAUAUUAGCAUCAGCAGAAACAAGAGAACGGCGACAGCGCAAAUUGGAACAUUUCUUUCGAGAAGCUUAUGCUAUUACUUUUGGUCUUGCACCCGGUGAAAAGCGAAGAAGGAAGGAAGAUUCCGAUCCCGAGUCUAUUGUUAUGAGGACAUCGCUAUCGAAGAGUGAGUUUGCAAGCGCUCUUGGAAUGAAAGCAGAUGCAGUUUUUGUCAAGAAAAUGUUCAAUAUUGUCGACAAGGACAGCGAUGGAAGAAUAUCAUUUCAGGAAUUUCUAGAUACCGUCGUAUUAUUUUCCCGAGGUGCAACUGACGACAAACUUAGGAUUAUUUUUGACAUGUGCGAUAAUGAUAGAAACGGAGUUAUUGACAAGGGAGAGUUAAGCGAGAUGCUGCGUUCCUUAGUUGAAAUAGCAAGAACAACAUCAUUGAGAGAUGAACAUGUCACAGAACUAAUAGAUGGCAUGUUUUCUGACGCUGGUCUUCAACAUAAAGAUCACCUCACUUAUUCAGACUUUAAACUGAUGAUGAAAGAAUAUAAAGGAGAAUUUGUCGCUAUUGGUCUAGACUGUAAAGGUGCCAAACAAAACUUUUUAGAUACGUCAACCAAUGUCGCGCGAAUGACCAGUUUUCAUAUCGAACCAUCGAUGGAGCAAUCAAGACAUUGGUUCUUACUGAAAUGGGAUUAUUUAACAACAUUUUUAGAAGAAAACAGGCAAAAUAUAUUCUAUCUGUUUAUUUUCUAUGUGGUCACUAUUGGGCUGUUCGUGGAAAGAUUCGCACACUAUUCCUUCAUGUCAGAACAUUUGGACUUAAGGCAUAUCAUGGGUGUCGGUAUAGCUAUUACUAGAGGAUCAGCUGCAUCAUUGUCUUUUUGCUAUAGUCUCUUACUACUUACUAUGUCAAGAAAUUUGCUAACUAAGUUAAAGGAAUUCAGCAUCCAGCAAUACAUCCCACUAGAUUCGAGCAUUCAAUUUCAUAAGAUAGUAGCCUGCACAGCACUGUUCUUUUCGUUGCUUCAUACGGCAGGUCACAUGGUUAACUUCUACCACGUUUCCACUCAACCUGUCGAGAACCUACGUUGUUUAACUAAGGAAGUUCAUUUCACUUCGGACUUCAGACCAGGAAUUACAUAUUGGGUUUUCCAAACAGUAACAGGUGUUACCGGUGUUUUACUGUUCAUUAUAAUGUGCAUUAUAUUUAUAUUCGCGCACCCAGUGAUACGCAAACGAGCGUAUCCAUGGUUUUGGCGAGCACAUUCUUUGCACGUGGCUUUGUAUGCUUUGUGCCUCGUUCAUGGACUCGCAAGACUCACCGGUGCACCGAGGUUCUGGAUUUUCUUUCUAGGUCCAGCAAUCAUUUACACUCUUGAUAAGGUGGUGUCUUUACGUACCAAAUAUUUGGCAUUGGACGUACUGGAAACAGAGAUGCUGCCAUCGGAUGUCAUAAAAAUCAAAUUCUACAGGCCACCCAAUCUUAAGUAUUUAUCAGGUCAAUGGGUUCGAUUAGCUUGUACAGCAUUUAAAAAAGAAGAGUUCCACUCUUUUACACUUACGUCAGCGCCUCACGAGAAUUUCCUUUCGUGUCACAUUAAAGCACAAGGACCUUGGACUUGGAAACUAAGAAAUUAUUUUGACCCUUGCAACUAUAACCCAGAAACUCAGCCUAAAAUUCGAAUUCAAGGUCCAUUUGGAGGAGGAAAUCAAGAUUGGUACAAAUUCGAAGUGGCGGUGAUGGUUGGUGGUGGCAUUGGAGUCACACCGUAUGCUUCUAUAUUAAACGAUCUAGUCUUUGGAACUUCUACAAAUCGAUAUUCUGGAGUGGCUUGUAAGAAGGUUUAUUUCCUAUGGAUUUGUCCGUCACACAAGCAUUUCGAAUGGUUUAUCGAUGUCCUACGCGAUGUGGAGCGAAAGGAUGUCACGAAUGUUCUCGAAAUACAUAUAUUUAUCACGCAAUUCUUUCACAAGUUCGACCUUAGGACUACAAUGUUGUAUAUCUGCGAGAAUCAUUUCCAAAGAUUAUCACGCACAUCCAUGUUCACUGGGCUGAAGGCGGUAAAUCAUUUCGGCAGGCCUGAUAUGUCGUCAUUUCUUAAGUUUGUCCAGAAGAAGCAUAGUUAUGUAUCCAAAAUUGGCGUAUUCUCUUGUGGUCCGCGGCCACUCACAAAAUCCGUCAUGUCUGCGUGCGAACAAGUAAACCGCACUAGACGUUUACCAUACUUCAUACAUCACUUCGAAAACUUUGGAUAAAUGCUGUUUUUAUAUAUAAGUUAUUUAAGGCAAUUGUUAUCAUCGGAGAUCGUUUGUUGCUAUUAUACUAUUAAGUGUUUAUUGAAUAUUGAGUUGCAUGGCUUGAAGAC